Messenger RNA from Ostertagia ostertagi, 606 nucleotides. The record is from the annotation of a GenBank genome assembly. Lineage: Eukaryota; Metazoa; Nematoda; Chromadorea; Rhabditida; Trichostrongylidae.
AUGGAUGAUCAAAAGAUUCGAUACAAACCGGAAAGCUUGGACGUGCUCAUGGAGAAGACGCAUUUCUCGAAAUUUGAAUUGAAGUACCUCUAUCAAUGCUUCAAGCAGAAUUGUCCAAGUGGUUAUGUGACGCGCGAGCAAUUCAUCGUCAUCUUCAGAUCAUUCUUCAGCAUUCAUCGACUUUCAGAUGCCAGCCAGUACGCCGGACUCGUCUUCAAUACGUUCGAUGAUGAUCGGAAUAACAGGAUCAGCUUCUCGAGUGAUUGUUCGAGUUUCCAGGAAUUUGCCGUCAUGCUUUCGCUUUUUUCUAAUGGCACAUUAGAACAACGUUUGGACUGGUUAUUUGAUCUCUACGAUUGUAAUAGGCGAGGAUACAUCGUUGAAGACGAUCAUGUUACCGUUUGCAGAGCCAUGUAUGCGCUAGUUGGAGUUCACUAUUUCAAAGGUAAACACAUACCGGCCGUUCUGCGACGUCACAUCAGACAUCAGUUCAUUAAGCUGGAUCAAAGUAAAAAUGGCAAAAUCACUCGAGCGGAAUUCAUAGAAGGUUGCCUGCGUGAUCCAAAAAUCAUAGCAUCAAUGGAAGUCCUCCGAAGUGUGUGGUAA